AAUGAGUUAACGAGAUCUGAGUAAUUUGAUUACAAUAAAUCCUAACGAUCCCCAACAAUAUUAAGACUUAUUGGCUUAUUAUAGAUCUAAAUUAGGAGAAUUUGAGAAGGAAAGAUUUGAAUGGUUAACAAAAUUGGAGGAAAUCAAAAUUUAAUAUGAAGAUAAACAUUAAUAAGAAUGGGAAUUAUUAAAAAGGAAAUAAGAAAUAAAAGAGUUGUAAUAAACAGUAGGAGAAGCAAAAGUAUGAAUAAAAUUUAAGAAUUUAGUUAAUGUUAUUUGAAGAAAGAUAAGCUAGAUUGAAGUUGUAAAAGGAGAAUGAUGCUCUUAAAGUGAGAGAAUUAGAAGAUAAGAAGAAGAUUGCAGAAUUAAUGGCUAUGAUUGAACCAAUAGAGGAAUAAGUAGUAUUAUAAAAAGAUUUAAGACCUGAAGUAACUACAAAAUAUACAGGUGAUACAUUAGCUGUAAGAGAGAAACAAGGAAAGUAUAUUAAAUGUAUUAAACAAUUUAGUGUUAAGAUGCACAAUAUAAAUUAAGGAAGAAGUAUAUUAAAAACAGUUUAUAUGCCAAAUGAAUAGUUAAAUGCUUAUUAAUUGGAGAAUGAGAAUUUGAAAAAAUAAGUUGAAAAUGCAGAAACUAUGUUGACUUAAUAAUUUGCAGCUUUGAGAGAGGAAUUGAGAGCAAAAGAAGUUGAAACUAAUUUAAGAAUAAAAGAAGAUUAAUAAAAAUUAGAUUAAUUGGUUUAAAAAAUAUAAAAAUUAGAAAAAUAAAAUGUUGAACUUGUUAAAGGUAUAUAUUAUAUAUAUAUAUAUUUUAUAGAUUGUUAUGUAUUAAAAUAAAAGUUUUAAAAUAAGGAGAAAUAAAUGUAAGAAGAUUUAGAAGUAUCAAAAUUGAAAAAUAAAAAAUUGAAAAUGGAAUUAGAUUAAAUUUAAAGAAAAUAUAAUGUUGAAAAUAAAACAGCUUUAGAAUUACUUGAAAAAAAGUCUGAUGAAUAUAAUAAAAAAUUUAGAAGUCAAAUAAAAUCAAAAGAUGAAUAAUUAUCUAUUAUUAAAGAAUAAUAUGAAUAAGUUUAGAAUAUUUAUAUUAACAAAAUAUAAUAAUUGGAAGAGAAUCUAUCAAAAUUAAUUGAAAAGUAUUAUAUUAUUUUAAUUAGAUAUUAAUAAUUGGAAAAGAGAAGAUCCUUAGAAAUUGAAGGAUUUAAAAAUGAUAUUAAAAUUUUGACUAAAAAAGUAAAAGAUUGUGAAAAAUCAUAAGUUGAAAAAUAAAAUGAAAAUAAAUCACCAGAAGAAUUAGCUAAAUAUUAAGAAGAAGCAUAAUAAAUGAAAUAAUAAUUAGCCAAAGAGACUGGUAUUAUAUAUUCUUCUGGAAAAAAAAAUAAUUCUAAUAAUUAACAAUAAACUAUUAAACUUAAGGGUAAUUAAUAAAGAGGUGCAUCAAAAACAAUGAAAUAAAGUAAUAAACAAACUAAUAAGGGAUUUAAUAAUUAAAGUAAUAUUAUAAAUUUGAUUUUAUAGAUUAAAUUGAUUAGAAAGAAGAUGAUGAUGUAUCAGAAUCUGUUCCUAUGCAUGAAUUAGAAGAUCUUCAACGAUAAUUAGAUGAAUUAUAAUAUCAAAUGGAUAAAGCAAAGAAACAAUGAA
Messenger RNA from Paramecium pentaurelia, 1634 nucleotides. The record is from the annotation of a GenBank genome assembly. Lineage: Eukaryota; Ciliophora; Oligohymenophorea; Peniculida; Parameciidae.